Messenger RNA from Orussus abietinus, 1247 nucleotides. Its product is annotated as serine/threonine-protein kinase Nek8-like. Gene Ontology annotation, molecular function: protein kinase activity; ATP binding. The coding region runs from base 83 to 928 and encodes 281 amino acids. The transcript is spliced from 6 exons. Gene Ontology annotation, biological process: protein phosphorylation. The record is from RefSeq and is a predicted model, not a curated record. NCBI's taxonomy places the organism in Eukaryota, Metazoa, Arthropoda, Insecta, Hymenoptera, Orussidae.
GGAAAGGUCGAAAUACUCGACGUCCGUCGCGAAGGCUCGACCCCGCGGAGAGGAAUCGUUUUCCGUUCUUACGUAAAAUUCGAUGGCUUUGAAAGAGUACGUCUUCGAGAAGCAGCUGGGAGCUGGUUCUUUCGGAACGGCUCAUCUCGUGAGAAGAAAAUCCGACAGCUCGCCCUUCGUCAUCAAGAAACAAUGCCUCGAAGACUACAAAGUCGUUACGAACGAAGUAAAUUUAUUAAAGAAAAUGAGGCAUCCCAAUAUCGUCAUGUACCACGAUUCCUGGAAAGAGGGGCAACAGUUAUUUAUUUUAAUGGAAUACGCUAGCCGUGGAACGCUGAAACAAUAUUUAAGCCGACGUCGAGUUCCUCUACAAGAGGAGGAUGCUCUGUACCUGUUUGCCCAAAUGGUCUUGGGCGUGCAUCAUAUCCAUAAGAAAAUGGUGCUGCAUCGAGACCUUAAGCCUGGAAACAUAAUGCUCAGUGGACCGAGAGGAGACGUCGUCAAAAUUGGCGAUUUUGGAGUAUCGAAAAAUAUCGCUCGUGAAAUGGGAGUAACAAGAGUCGGCACGAAGUGCUACAUGGCACCGGAAGUUCUCAAAGGAACGGUCUACGAUUACAAAUGCGACAUAUGGAGCCUUGGUGUCAUCCUCUACGAAAUGCUGACCAAGAGAUUUCCCUUCAACGUGAGAAGCCAGGUGGAUUUGAUACGGCAAAUUUGUCAAGGAGUUUUAUCCCCCCUGCAACGAGGGGACGCGUCUUCGGCCGUGCGAAAUUUAACGUACAAAAUGCUGGACACGAAACCCGAGGGAAGGCCAAAAUCCAGAGAUCUGGUCCUGUGUCCGACGAUAAUACCUCACAUCGGCCGUGUUUAUAAAAACCUCGAUAACGUCGAUAGAGCUAUGAUAAUCGACCAGAAAGUUAGCAGUUGAUUCUGCAAAAUUCUAAACGACCAAAGUAACUCCUAGAAUUUCCCGUUUUAAAGAUAAAUCAUUUUUACGAAAGAAACCGAUCGAGGUACGGGACGCGUUGACGCAACCGCUGCAUUUAGAAAACUACGAUCACUCGUUUGCCAAGAAAGUAAGAAAAUGUGUUUAACGUUUCACCGCCCAACUCUUUUGUUUUAUUUCAGUUCCGUUACUCGUUAAAUCAUUAUGAAUUAAUUUUAUCUUAGCAGUAACAUUAAGACGUUUAAUCAGUAAGUAUGCGUGUGUUUCGUUACCGAUCUAACAAUAAAUAUCAGUAUCAGUU